Aspergillus melleus is the source of this 2221-nucleotide messenger RNA. Its product is annotated as Siderochrome iron transporter 2. Gene Ontology annotation, molecular function: transmembrane transporter activity. Bases 194 to 2017 code for a protein of 607 amino acids. NCBI's taxonomy places the organism in Eukaryota, Fungi, Ascomycota, Eurotiomycetes, Eurotiales, Aspergillaceae. The record is from RefSeq and is a predicted model, not a curated record. The transcript is spliced from 3 exons. Gene Ontology annotation, biological process: transmembrane transport.
GUCCCCUCCCUCUCUUUGCUUUUUCUUUGCGUUUUUCCCGUCUGGGUUUUCUUGUUUCUUUUUGUCGGUCUUUCUGUGUGACCUUCCUUUAUUUCAAUGAUUUUGUGCAAUUCAACCCGGAACAAUUUUAUUGUUUGAACAAUAUUCUUACUUAUCCUUACGACUGGCAAUCCUGCAGGCCUGAUAAGCCCUCAUGGGUGUCUCCGAUCUGAUCCGCGGCCGCAACAACACGCAGCUGGCGCUGAGCGUCGCGGGGUCCAAAUUCCCCGGUCUCAAUUAUGAGGUCCGCGUUUCGUCGCCCAACAAUGCCGGCAGCCAGAAUAGCAUGGUGACUCUGAACGAUCGCCACGAACGGCCGUCAGAGAGCCAUCGCAAGGAGGUCACUCAGGGUGCUCGUCUGGGCAUACAAAAGGCGGAGGCCGCGGCGCUGGCGUGGAGCAAGAAGACGGCCUAUGGCACUUAUGCAUUAAUCUGGCUCAGCUUCUUCCUCCUCGCCCUACAAUCCUCUAUCAGCACCAACGUCAUCCACAAUGCCUACGCAUCUUUCGAAGCUGCGCCCGACAUCAGCACCGCGAACAUUCUGGCCAGCGUCAUCAGCGGCGUGAUGAAACUGCCGGUCGCGAAGCUCUUGAACAUCUGGGGCCGCAGCGAAGGAUUUCUGGUUUUCAUCGGUGUCUAUCUCCUAGGAUUAAUCAUCCUGGCAUCAUGCAACAAUCCCAGUGCCUACGCAGCAGGAUACGUGAUCUACUGGGUAGGUUACGAUGCGAUCUUCUUGAUCUUGGACGUUUUCAUGGCGGAUACGUCGAGUCUGCGCAACCGGGCUUUUGCGUUCGGGUUUGCGAGUACUCCGUUCAUUUGCACGGCUUUCACCGGUCCGAUCGCAGCGCAGUCGUUCAUUAAGACGGCCUCGUGGCGCUGGGCAUAUGGGACCUUUGCGAUCAUUGCGCCAUUCGUCUUUCUUCCGUUGGCGGGAACGUUCAAGUUUUACCAACGCAAGGCCCAGCGGAUGUAUAUUUACAGACGGGAGCCGAGUGGUCGCACGACGGUGCAGUCGAUUGUGCAUUAUAUCAAAGAGUUUGAUGUGAUUGGGGCUUUACUACUCAUGGCAGCCUUCAUCUUUCUUCUCCUCCCAUUCAGCCUCACUACCAACGGCAACACCGAAUACGAAAGCGCCACUUUUAUCACGAUGAUCGUCAUCGGCGUCUGCCUCUUCUUCGUCUUCGCCGCCUGGGAACGAUUCUUCGCACCUUACCAUUUCAUCUACUACCCUUUGCUCAAAGAUCGCACGAUCCUCGGCGCCUGUGCGCUCGCCGCCGUCCUAUUCUUCAGCUACUACGCGUGGGAACUGUACUUCUACAACUUCUGCAUGGUCGUCUUCAGCCUCAGCAUCAGCAUGGCCGGCUACAUCGGACAGAUCUACAACGUCGGGUCAUGUUUCUGGUCCGCCGUCUUCGGGAUCAUGGUCUACGUGACCAAACAGUUCAAAUACUCCUGCCUGGGCUUCGGCCUUCCUCUCAUCCUGCUCGGCGCAGGGCUCAUGAUCCAUUUCCGCAACGCAGACAGCAACGUCGGAUACAUCGUCAUGUGUCAGAUCUUCAUCGCGUUCGGCGGCGGAACGCUCGUCAUCGGCCAGGACAUGGCGGUCAUGGCGGCGUCGAAUCGCGAAGGCGUGCCCAUGAUGUUGUCGCUGAUCGGUCUGUCGAGUAGUCUGGGCGGUGCGGUCGGGUCGGCAGUCUCGGCGGCUAUCUAUACGAAUACCUUUCCCAGGGUGCUGCGUGAUGCGUUGCCCGUGCGGAACAAGGACGAGUAUUUGGCAAUCUACAAUGGUGGGUAUGUCAAGCAGCUCGAGUAUCCUCUGGGAUCGGACAUUCGCAAUGCUAUCAUCGAGGCGUACAGCGCGUAUAUGAAGUAUGGGUGCAUCACUGCGGUCGCGAUCAUGGCGCUGGGUAUCCCGGCCAUCGCGGUGUGGAGGAACUAUCGGGUGGAUAAGGAGCAAAACAAAGGUGAAAUGUUGUGAGUUGAGUCAAUUGUCCUGAAACCGAGGCAAUUGAAAAACAAAGAAAGCAAAAACAACGAAAAAAAUGUCUUGAUACCCCAACUCUGGCGUCUGGAAUUGACUAUGAUAUGGAUGAGAUGUUGAACGACGCUGGAAACGUCACUUAUGACAAUAUUUAAUUUCCAUAGAACAGAAGGUCACAGGUAGAUAAUUCUCUUCCCUGCA